Molecule: messenger RNA, 7448 nt
Organism: Mus caroli (Ryukyu mouse)
Lineage: Eukaryota; Metazoa; Chordata; Mammalia; Rodentia; Muridae
Source: RefSeq, a predicted model, not a curated record
UGUCUGCCCCCACGGGGGUUUAUUUGAUCUCACAUUAACCAAGGAGGAGAAUGUGAGAAAAGGGGGAAAAUGCCCAGGAGGAAGCAGGAGCAGCCCAAGCGCCUUCCCUCACAUGUUAGUAGGCAGGACGAAGCGGAGGGAGAUUUCAGCGAAGGAGAGCAGUGGUACGGAAACUCCUCUGAGACUCCAUCAGAAGCGUCCUAUGGGGAAGUCCAAGAGAACUAUAAGCUGUCCCUGGAGGACCGGAUCCAAGAGCAGUCCACAUCCCCCGACACCUCCCUGGGCAGUGCCACCCCCAGCAGCCACACGCUGGAGUUGGUGGCACUUGAUGGCGAGGUUCUCCGAGACUCGCUGCAGUGUCAAGGUCACCUUUCACCUGGAGUGUCCUCUGUGUGCGAUGAUGACCCACCUAGUUCCAAUAAACCUCUGAGCAGCAAUUUGAGGCGGCUGCUGGAGGCUGGGUCCCUCAAACUCGAUGGCACAGCCAAUGGCAGGGUGGAGUCUCCCGUGAAUGUUGGCCCUAGUCUGUCAUUUUCCCCUCCGUCCCACCAUGCCCAGCAACUCAGUGUCCUGGCCAGGAAGCUGGCGGAGAAGCAGGACCAGAGUGACCAAUUCACCCCAAGUAACCGUUUCAUAUGGAAUCAAGGUAAGUGGUUGCCGAACUCAACCACCACCUGUGGCCUGUCCCCUGACUCCGCCAUCCUCAAACUGAAAGCCGCAGCCAAUGCUGUUCUGCAGGACAAAUCUCUGUCCCGGACUGAGGAGAGCCUGAGGUUUGAGUCUUUUUCCUCCCCGUUCAGCUCGCAGUCUGCCAGCUCCACCUUGGCGGCCUUGUCUAAGAAAGUGAGCGAGAGAAGUCUGACUCCGGGUCAGGAGCACCCGCCUCCUGCCAGCUCUUUCCUAUCAUUGGCCUCCAUGACCUCCUCCGCAGCCCUUCUGAAAGAAGUGGCUGCCAGGGCCGCGGGUAGCCUUCUGGCUGAGAAGUCAUCUUUAUUGCCUGAUGACCCUCUACCACUGCCGUCUUCUGAGAAGAAGCCAGAAAAAGUCACCCCGCCCCCUCCCCCACCUCCUCCGACAGCGCAGCCGCCUCAGUCCUUGGAAUUAUUGCUACUUCCAGUUUCCAAGGGAAGAGCCUCCAAGCCCUCCAAUUCAGCCCCAGAAGAAGAAAGCGGGAAGCCAUUCCAAUGUCCAAUAUGUGGUUUGGUUAUAAAAAGGAAGAGUUACUGGAAGCGGCACAUGGUGAUUCACACAGGCUUAAAGAGUCAUCAGUGUCCACUCUGUCCAUUCCGGUGUGCUCGCAAGGACAAUCUCAAAUCCCACAUGAAGGUUCAUCAGCAUCAGGACCGGGGAGAGACUUUUCAGUGCCAGCUGUGCCCUUUCACAUCCUCACGCCACUUCAGCCUGAAACUGCACAUGCGUUGCCAUCAGCACUUCCUGAGGACAGAGGCCAAGGUGAAGGAGGAGAUCCCAGACCCAGAUGUCAAGGGAUCUCCCCACCUCAGUGACAGUGGCUGCCUGGGGCAGCAGAGGGAAGGAGGAGGGACAGAGCUAGUGGGGACCGUGAUGACGUCUAACACGCCAGAGAGGACUGGCCAGGGUGGGGCUGGCGUUGCACCUUUGCUGGUGAAGGAGGAGCCCAAGGAAGAUAACGGCCUACCCACCUCCUUUACCCUGAAUGCUGCCGACAGGCCCGCCAACCACACAAAGCUGAAAGACCCCUCCGAGUAUGUGUCCAACAGUGCAGCAGUAUUGUUCAGCCAGGACAUCUCGGUUAAGAUGGCCUCCGAUUUUCUCAUGAAGCUGUCAGCUGCAAACCAGAAGGAGCCUAUGAAUCUUAAUUUUAAAGUGAAGGAGGAGCCGAAGGAAGAGGAGUCCCUGAGCAUGCCUUUGCCUCGCUCCAGCUACGUGUUCAGCCCGGAACCGGAAGUGUCAACCCCAAGCGUCUCCGAGGACCCACUUACACCCCAGGAAGGCAAGGGGAGUGUGUUAAGGCGGGACAUGUCGGCCAAGGCUGCCUCAGAACUUCUCAUGAAACUCUCAGCGGAAAGCUACAAGGAGACGCAGGCGGUGACGGUUAAAGAAGAACCCAUGGAGGUGGACAUCCAGGACUCCCCAGCCUCCAUAUCACCCAGCCGGAACGUUGGCUACAGCACUUUAAUGGGGCGAGAGAAAACUGAACCCUUACAGAAGCUGCCAGAAGGUCGAGUUCCCCCAGAGAGAAAUCUCUUCAGCCAGGACAUCUCUGUGAAGAUGGCUUCUGAGCUUCUUUUUCAACUCUCGGAAAAAGUGAGCAAAGAACACAAUCACACGAAAGAAAACGCAAUGAGGACAACCACCAGCCCUUUCUUUUCAGAAGACACAUUUAGACAAUCACCAUUCACCUCCAAUUCAAAAGAUCUGCUGCCUGGUGAAUCUGUGCUGCACGGAAGAGUGUCUGCUCCAGAGACAGAGAAGAUUGUCCUUGAGGCAGGAAACGGACUGCCAUCCUGGAAAUUCAAUGACCAGCUCUUCCCUUGCGAUGUGUGUGGGAAAGUGUUUGGACGACAGCAGACGUUGUCUCGGCACCUCUCAUUGCACACAGAGGAAAGAAAAUACAAAUGCCACUUGUGCCCCUAUGCUGCUAAGUGCCGUGCGAACCUGAACCAGCACCUGACCGUGCACUCUGUGAAGCUCGUGAGUACUGACACCGAGGACAUAGUCAGUGCUGUCACUUCUGAAGGCAGUGAUGGGAAGAAACACCCUUAUUACUACAGUUGCCACGUGUGUGGAUUUGAGACGGAGCUCAAUGUUCAGUUCGUAAGCCACAUGUCUCUCCAUGUGGACAAGGAACAGUGGAUGUUUUCCAUCUGCUGCACGGCCUGCGACUUUGUCACCAUGGAGGAAGCAGAGAUAAAGACUCAUAUUGGCACCAAGCACACAGGGGAUGAUAGGAAGACCCCCAGUGAAUCUAACAGCCCCUCCUCGUCCUCCCUGUCAACUCUGAGUGAUUCAGCCAAUGGCAAGGAUGACUCAGACAGCUCCCAGAAAAACAAGGGCGGGAACAACUUGCUGGUCAUCUCUGUGGUGCCUGGGAGCCAGCCCUCACUGAACAACGAGGAAAAGCCAGAGAAAGGGUUCGAAUGCGUUUUUUGCAACUUUGUCUGCAAGACGAAGAAUAUGUUUGAGCGCCAUCUGCAAAUCCACCUCAUCACCCGGAUGUUUGAGUGUGAUGUGUGCCACAAGUUCAUGAAGACUCCCGAACAGCUGCUGGAGCAUAAGAAAUGCCACACUGUCCCCACCGGUGGGCUCAACUCAGGACAGUGGUGAGUGUCAGACUCCUCUAGGUGCCCAUUCUGCAUUUAUUCCACCAACCGCCCUGCUGCCAUGGAGUGCCACCUCAAGACCCACUACAAGAUGGAGUACAAGUGCCGGAUCUGCCAGACAGUGAAGGCCAACCAGCUGGAGCUGGAGACGCACACCCGCGAGCAUCGCCUGGGCAACCACUACAAGUGUGAGCAGUGCGGCUACCUGUCUAAGACGGCCAACAAGCUCAUCGAGCACGUGCGCGUGCACACCGGGGAGCGGCCCUUCCACUGUGACCAGUGCAGCUACAGCUGCAAGCGCAAGGACAAUCUUAACCUGCACAAGAAGCUGAAGCACGCCCCCCGCCAGACCUUCAGCUGCGGAGAGUGCCUGUUCAAGACCACACACCCUUUUGUCUUCAGCCGCCAUGUGAAGAAGCACCAGAAUGGAGACGGCCCUGAGGAGGACAAGAAAGGCCUGAGUCCAGCAUCCAGAGAGCCAGCUGGCCCUGGAGCCCCACUCCUGGUUGUGGGGGGUGGCCGGAGUCUCUUGUCCCCACUGUCAGUCAUGUCUGCCUCUCAGGCUCUGCAGACCGUGGCCUUGUCAGCAGCCCACGGCAGCAGCUCAGAGCCCAACCUGGCACUCAAGGCCUUGGCUUUCAGUGGCUCCCCGCUGCAUCUUGACAAAUACCGGAACUCAGAUGUUGCCCAUCUCAUUCCCUUAACAAUGUUGUAUCCCAGAAACCACCUGGAUCUCACAUUCCACCCUCCCCGACCUCAGACUGCGCCUCCCAGCAUCCCCUCACCCAAACACUCCUUCCUUGCCUAUCUUGGACUAAGAGAAAGAGCAGGGACUGUCUGAGGACAGCCGCGUUCUGUACCAAAAACCAAGAGACAGAGACAGGAACAGACAAAAACCCACAAAACUUAAAACACAACCCCAGCAGGUGUAUGUUGCUGCAAAACCUUCAGGCCCCAGGGGUCUGGACCAUGUGUACUGUAUAUCUUUAGUAAGGAAUAGAGAAUUGGCUCUGUAUGUAUACCUAUUGACCUAAAAGCUGCUUUAUCCAAUCUUCAGAGAGGUGAUCUGCUGCCUACGUCUACCUUCAGAGGCAUGCCUCCCCAGCCAUCACUCCCACUUCAGCCCUCUUCCGUACUUCUCUCUGAAAGGAAUUUUGUCGUGUUAACCCCUAAAGAGAGUGUCCUUAAUAGCAGUGAGCACUUGGAAGCUUCUCCACUGGUACAUUGGGUUUUCUGUUGGGUGAGUGGGGUCUUGUGGGCAUUUGUGGAUUGGGAAAGAAAAAGUGUGUAUGUUUAGGGUAUGUGUGUGUGCAUGUGUGUAUGUGCGUGUGUGUGUGUAUGUGUAUGUGGUAUAUGUGUGGUGUGUGUGUGUAUAUGUCAUGACAUUUCUAUUGCACAUUCUUUUUAUACUGGCCUCUUUGACAGUGAUGAACAGUCUUGACUUCCCAUCCUGAUUGUUCAUCGACGACUUUCUCCCCACAUCCUCCACUGCCUUCCCUUCUCUAUUUUAUGACUACAGAGUGGUAGGGCCUGGUGCUCAGUGGAUGAAGAUCUGCAGGGUGCCAGGAUAUUUCCAAUAGAGUGCUCAAAGCCUGGAGUUCAGCUCUCUACUUAGGAAGAUGGGUAGAGUCAAGUGACAGAUCUCUUAAGAAAUGCCUCAAAACUCCACAGCUGACAUCACAAAACCUGGGUGUUCUAUGUGUGUGCCCACAUGAAGUGCAUGCAUGUGCACGCAUGAGCAUGUGCGUACACACAUUUGCACACAAACACAACACGUGCACACACACAAAGGAGUGCAUCCUUUUUAAAGGGCAGAACGUGUGCGUGUGUAAGAGUGUGUGUGUGUGUGUGUGUGUGUGUGUGAGAUAUUGAUUCAGUUGUUAUCAUUGUCUGCAGGAAAAAACUGUAUGAGUGGAAAUGUUUAUGGUUGAUAAAUCCAGCCAAGGAGAUUAAAGGGGUUCGGAUGAACUCUGGGUGUAAAUGCUCAGACUAAAAAGAAACGGCAGCUUUGCACAGUGCGCUGGCCUUGCACGAGUUUGUUUCUCUUUGGGGGAAAGGGAUGAGUACAAGGAAAGGAAGGAAAGGUACCUUUUUUAUGGAAUGAGUAGACUGUAUGUUUGACAAUUUAGCUGUGACCUCUUUGACGUACAAGGAAGGACAGAACAAAUAGGUGCUGCUUAGUCCUGUGCCUCAGACGAUGCCCCAGGAUGCCCCACUGUGUGCAGAGCCUCUGGCUAGAGUGUACCCUCCAUGUAUUAGUAACCCCGUAUUCCAUUUUGUUAACGCCUAGCAGAUGUAACCUGCUAGGAGCUGACUUUAUACUUAUUUAAAGCUCUUAUUUUAUGGUCAUUAAAAUGGCAGUUUCUGUGCAGCACUUUAUUGCGGCAGGAGAAGGUAUGAUUCAGUUGCAUAGCCCCUUGCUCAUCUUUUAAAAAAGUAAUAGGUGGUUUAAAAAGGAAAAGAAAAAGAAAAUCUUUGUCUGAAUAUGUUCACUGCUUGGAUUUGUAAGACAGCAGAAUUUCCAGUAUGCAACAGGCUGAAGGAGCGGGAAGAAAUGUGCUUUGUAUAAAAAUGGGAAGUUUGUUAUAUGAAAGGUUGGUUCUGUAUUAUUUAUCAGCGGAAGAACUGGUGUCCAGGAGGAAUGCUCUUUCCCACACUGUGUUAUCCUCGAUAAUACCCACCUUUCUUUUUGUUACUUUAACCGGGGGAAAUAAAAGCCUCCCUGAUGUUCUUCCUCUAGUCGCGAUUGCUUCCCUGAAGUGAAUGCAGUCGGACAGGAAGAGACUGAACAGUCUACAUCAUCAGCUCCUUAUACCCUCGCAGCCUCCCUCUCCAAACCUAGCAGGGCCCUGCUUCCCUCCCCACCUGACAUCCAGCCGUGGAUGAGGGGUCUGGUUAGGGCCCUGGCAAACAAGUUCACACUACAGAGAUGUCCACAAAGCAGGGAGACCAACCAGCUAGGCCAGAAAGGCCCCAAAGCCUCAGUCAUUCUCCAGCAGAGACCUUUGCUCUUGGCCUUGUUUAACCCGAUGUUCAACUCACCAUGUCAAUAUCUCAGUAAAAGACACUAUAGACAUUUCUGGACAAUAUGCCCCCAAGGUCAGUGGGUUUAUGGGUGGGUUUGUUGUUUUUUUAUUUGCUUUUGCUUUUUUUGUUUUAAAGUUAUGUCUUUAUCCCCAUUUAAUGGAGAAUGUGCCACUUGGCUAAUAAUGUUUUCAAAACUGCAGGUUCAGUGAUAAGGGAGAGGGGAACCACAGUGACCCCACCCCACCCCCUAGAGGUUGGCAGAAAGGUGACUCACAGAAGCACCAGCAGGUUAAGAACCUGAAUGGGUGUCCCUGACCACGAGGACCCUAGGUUUUACAGCAUGUCACUUGUGCAAUAAGAGGUCUUCAGGUGGGACUGUGCGAGAGGGGAGGUGGGCGGAGACGCUUACUGCUCAAAUGCCGUGCAUUUCAUUGCUUGCCACUGAACCUGUAUUUGAAUGACUUAGUAAUGCUUAAUGUAAUUGGGCAACUUUUUUAGCACUUUGGAAAGAGACAUCAAUCUUUCUGGUAAAUUAUAAAAAGUUUUCUGAGUGAGAAAACGUGUGUUUGCAGUUUGUUUGACUUUUUAUAUUAUUGUUGUUGUUAUUAAUAAAAAAAAAAGAAAGAAAAUCUACAGCAUUUUUCAGAGUCCACCUAGAUAAAAUGUGCCCCCCGAAUCUGGUUUGCAGUUUGAUGCUCGGGGAAGGAUGUGUUCUGUAGAUUUCCUUCCCAUGGAAACACUAACACCUUUGAGAAAGUCGCCUAGCAACUUUGGGUUCUCACUAUGUGUUCUCCCAGGAGAGCUGGCUUGCUUUCCAUUUAGCGAUGCAGGUAGGGUUCUAAGCACUUUUUCUCUCCUGUCUUUUCUUUUCUUUCUCUCUUUCUCUCUUUCUUUCUUUCUUUUUUUUUAACUCCUCAUGUUCAGAUGCUCAUACUGUCAAGGUUUGUGUACAUUACUGAAAAUUUGUAUUGUAAAAAGCUUUUGCAUUACAAGGCUGUACAGGGUCAUUUUGACAGUAACUGGUAUUUUCCUCUGCAUCUUACGUUGCAUUGCCAAUUUCUAGUGUAUCAAGUUUGAAGUAUAAUAUACUCUAAUUAAAAGAAAAAAAAAGGUUGGCUA